Messenger RNA from Jatropha curcas, 1488 nucleotides. Its product is annotated as protein RMD5 homolog. The record is from RefSeq and is a predicted model, not a curated record. Gene Ontology annotation, molecular function: ubiquitin protein ligase activity; protein binding. Lineage: Eukaryota; Viridiplantae; Streptophyta; Magnoliopsida; Malpighiales; Euphorbiaceae. Gene Ontology annotation, biological process: proteasome-mediated ubiquitin-dependent protein catabolic process. Gene Ontology annotation, cellular component: nucleus; cytoplasm; GID complex.
CGUAGAAGGGCAAUCCAGUCCCAUAAAAAAAUAAAGUCGCACGUGUUGUUGAUCCAAACAAGAUUUCUCGAUUCGUACGCUUCUCUCUCCUCCUCGCCUCUCUCGCAGUCUCGCUCGCUUCACUUACUGUUCCUCAGGAAUGGAGCAAACUGCAAAAGAUGCAUUUGAGCGACAGCUGAGUACUGUAAAAGAUACAUUCGAGCAUGUUGCCAAGAAACAAAAAUUGUCAUCAUCUAAGUGCCAACAAGUAAUUGAUCAGGUGAGUCAUGAAAUUGAACAAAAAUUGGCAAACAUCAAAUCAGUUGAAGGCCCCGUGUCUCCUGCUGAUCAAAAAUCCAUCCUGACAGAGUUAAAGCAUAAGCUUAAUGCAAUUAGUCCGCUGAACCAAUUAGAAGGGUUGCAUAAGGAAUUGCACAUUGCCUUGAGCAAGUAUCCAAAAAUCCUUGAGAAAACUUUUAAUCCUGACAUAUCCAAGGCAUACAUAAAUGUUGACUUUGACUUCCACAUAGUGAAUCAGAUAAUAGCAAGCCAUUUUUACCGGCUAGGCCUCUUUGAUCUUGGAGAUUGUCUAAUAAAUGAGGCUGGAGUGUCAGAAGCAACAGCUUUAAGAUCUCAAUUUGUGGAGUUGCAUCAAAUACUUGAUGCUAUUAAGGUUAAAAAUCUGGAGCCUGCUCUUAAAUGGGCUUCUACCAAUCAUGAAAAGCUCAAGCAGAAUGGUUCAAAUCUGGAACUGAAAAUUCACCGCCUGCAGUUUGUGGAGAUUUUGAAGAAAGGAAGUAAAACUGAUGCCCUUAAUUAUGCCAAAAAUUUCCUCUCUCCUUUUGCUUCACUUCAUAUGCAAGAGGUUCAAAAGCUAGUAGUUUCCAUUUGUUGGAUGGGGAAACUUGAAAAGUAUCCUUACUCUGACUUGUUUUCUCCAACUCAUUGGGAGUUGUUGUCCGAGGAUAUGACUCGCAGUUUCUGCAAUCUCUUAGGAAAGUCUUAUGGUAGCCCAUUGAGCUUUACGAUAGCUGCUGGUAUUGAAGGGUUGCCUACUCUCUUGAAGCUGGCAAAUGUGAUGGCUGCAAAGAAGCAAGAGUGGCUAGCAAUGAAACAACUACCAAUUCCAGUGGAAUUGGAUAAAGAAUUUCAGUUUCAUUCAAUAUUUGUUUGUCCAGUGAGUAGGGAGCAAGGCAGUGAUGAUAAUCCACCGAUGCUGAUGCCAUGUCUACACGUUCUUUGCAAGCAAUCGAUUGCCAAGAUGUCGAAAGGCAACUCACGGAUGUUUAAGUGUCCCUAUUGUCCAGCUGAGUCUCCUGUUGCUCAGUGCCGGCAGCUAUAUUUCUGAUACUUGGUAGGAAUUGUUUGGGGAAAUGGGUGGGUAGUGGAUAUUGAUUUAGUUGCUUUUAUGGAGUACUGUAAAUAGACAUUCUUUUUGAAUGUCUCUUUGAUUGUGAUUAUUCAGUUGGCAUCAAUACUAAUAUAGGCAUGUUAACACAUAAAAUAAAA